This is a messenger RNA of Papilio machaon (common yellow swallowtail), 1547 nucleotides long. Its product is annotated as kynurenine/alpha-aminoadipate aminotransferase, mitochondrial. The record is from RefSeq and is a predicted model, not a curated record. The coding region runs from base 60 to 1508 and encodes 482 amino acids. Gene Ontology annotation, biological process: biosynthetic process. Gene Ontology annotation, molecular function: pyridoxal phosphate binding; L-kynurenine:2-oxoglutarate transaminase activity. The transcript has 7 exons. Lineage: Eukaryota; Metazoa; Arthropoda; Insecta; Lepidoptera; Papilionidae.
CUUAGAUUAUAAACAAAAAAAAUUGAACAAUUAUUAAUUACUAGAUAAUAACGAAAAAAAUGUUUUCACCGUCAAAAUUACGUAUCAACGCGAAGUUAUUUAAAAAAUUACUCGAUGUGCGAUCCUCGUAUGAGCUGUCAAAGGUUCGAUACUCCGACGACACUCCAGAAAUACUGAAGUUCUACAGCGACACGCCCUGGGAACUGGACAAGUAUCCCAAGUUAAGUGAGGACGACUACACAAGGUUCAUUAGCAAGAGAGCUAUGAAGAGAGAACCAGCUGUUACAAGGCAAAUAACGACUUUGGCGUACAAGGUGGGUAAGCAGGUGAUCUCACUGGCGGAGGGCAUGCCCAACGAGGAGAUGUUCCCAUUCGCACGGCUGCAGCUGCGCACCAAGACGGGCAAAGAACUCGUGCUGGAGGGUAGCGAGCUCGCCGCCGCGCUCCAGUACAUGCCCUCGCAGGGGUAUCCGGCGUUGGUGUCGGAGCUGCGGUCCCUGCAGCGGGCCCUGCACCGGGCGCCGACCGCACACGACGUGCUGGUCACCAACGGUGCACAGCACGGCAUCUACCAGUGUGUUGAUAUGCUAGUAGAGCCCGGGGACCCCGUGCUGCUCAGCGAGUACACAUACACCGGCGCACUCUCUGUGCUGAGACCAUACGAUCCAGAACUGAUCCUGAUCCCAGAAGACGAGAGCGGGAUAGUCCCCGAGACACUGGAGUCGGUGCUGGAGAGUCGGUUGGCGCGGGGCCUGAAGAUGCCCAAGCUGUUGUAUGUAGUGCCCAUCGGCAGCAACCCCACAGGCCUCGUUAUCCCCGAGCACAGGAAGAAACAGAUCUACGAGCUGGCCUGCAGAUACGACUUCCUCAUCUUAGAAGACGAUCCUUACAUGUUCUUUAAUUUUACUGGAGUGCGCACACCAUCGUUCCUCUCGCUGGAUGUGUGCGGGCGCGUGCUGCGGCUGGACUCUGCCAGCAAGGCGCUCAGUGCGGGCCUGCGCCUGGGCUGGCUCACCGCGCCCGCCCCUCUCGUCGCACGCGCCGAGCUGCACUCGCAGGCUGAACUGCUGCACCCUUCCACACUAUCGCAGGCUAUUAUCCUACGAGUGCUGUCAGACCGCGCCGAGCUGGCUGAGCACGCGGCGCGCGCGCGACAUUUCUACCUGGAGAGACGCGACGCGCUGGGCGAGGCGCUGCAAGUGCUGCGCGAUCUCGCCGACUGGACGACGCCGCAAGCCGGUAUGUUCUACUGGCUGAGGGUACGCGGUGUUGAUGAUGUCUACGAUAUGGUAUUCCACCGCGCAUUUUCCCGCGGCCUGAUGUUGGUGCCGGGACAGGCGUUUAUGUUCGACUCCGCGCGGCGCUGUAGUCACCUGCGCCUCACCUUCAGCAAACUGCCGCUGCACGUGAUGCCCGAGGCCGCGCUGCAGCUGCGUGACGUCAUACUGGAGGAGCACAAACUUGCAGAGCCGAGACGCCGCGCAGCAGCGCCGCCUAGCAGCAGGUAGCUGCAUUAAAAACUCAAGAGAUUUUAUGAAUACUAAUUG